CAUGCGUGCAGCAUCUACUGUUAACUCAGAACUAGCUGUGUGUAAGGAGUUGGCCAAAGCGAAGUAUGCCAAAAAGAUAUGGCUACAAUUUCAAGGAAGGAACUUUGCACAAUCUGUAGCAUAAAGCUGACACUCAAACAUGACUGGAAUUUGAUUGUGGGGAGAAGUCGCAACCUGCAAAAUGAGAUCGAAGAUCUGCCUUUCGAAGUGGAGAACUCGACAAGGGAUUCAAGAUAUGUUUUUCACGUCUGUCGGGACCUUCUGCUCAGAAGAGAAAACUUCAAGGAUAAGAUUUUGGAUGUGGAAACAAAAUUACGCUCCAAGCUUUCUGCCUCACCAGAUAUUGACAUGACGGUGCCUCCAACAAUGAGUUUUGCCCCUGCCCUUACCAGUACACCAACAGGACACUGCCCACCCCCACCAAAUAAGAGAUUAGCAUUGGGCAGUGAUUGUCUUGCCCGAAAUAUUAUCAAGUCAUGCUCUGAUGAAGGUCAAGGAGGCCCUCAAAGGAAAAUGUCAAAAUCGGUCAAAGCAAUAAAUUUUGGAGGAAGUGGCCAGACACAAGUUACUGUCAGAGUGAAUUGGAUAAGCGAAGUGAAAAAAAGAAAGCUGCCCCAUGACUUGGCAUCAUUAGGAAAAAUGCUGUCUCAUGGAAUUUACAAACAGAUAGCCAAUGCCGCUUGGAGGCAUGACAGAAUUCGCGGAGCCUUGACUGGAUUCAUGCUUAAGGAAAUCACUAAGAAUGCAGGGCUCUAUGUUGAAAAGGGUCUGAGGGAAAAAACAAAAAAGCAACUAAAAAAAUUUUCAGAUGCACAAGCAAGGAGGAUGUUGUCAGUUUCCAGUUUGAGAAAAUGAAGGAAUUGAUGGUAAACAAGGCACCACUUUUUUGGCACAUUUUGCAAGCUGCUGCUCUAAGGCAUAGGAAGAACCCAUCAGAAAGCUCCUACCUGACUUCAUGUGUUUGUAUGGCAGCUUCUGUUUGCCUCAAAAACAGAUCACCAAAAAUGACAAUAUUGCAGUUGCUCAUAAGCAUAAUUAUGCAACACUCUGGAAAUAUGGUAAUUGUUGUGUUUAGAAAACUGAAAGACUUUAAACUUCUAGACCUUUAAAGUUUUAUAUUUAGAAUGAUUCUUCAGCCCAUCUCAUUUUAGUGGUAUGCCCUGGGUGCAGCACCAAAACAGUGAUGAAAAAUACAUUUAAGAUUAUAGGGAAAACUGCCUAAAAAUUCUCUAAUGAAAUGAAACAAUGUAAAAGGCCUCUUAAUUUCUCUUGAAACAACAGUAAAAGAUGCUUUUUAUGAGACAGUAAUAGCCUCUAGAUUGGAAGCUUAUGUGCUAGCAGUUUUCUUGUAUUUGCCUUGAAGAGCAGACUCAGAAAUUAAAGGCUUUGCGCCUAGUUGUUUCACACCAUUUUCUUUACAAGAAACUGGAAGAAUUUGGCAAAAAUCACGAGUCGUUCCUUAAGGAUCAAGCAUCCAAAACAUCUUUGGACAGAAAAGUGGUGGUAGACAAUUUUUUAUUUCAUAACAAAGGACCAUUCCAUGACAGAGGGUCACCAGAAUCAUAAUGAACAUCGGGUGUCAGUGGCAGCAGUUGAAAACAGGAUUCAUGCUGAUAGUCUGUCCACUGAGUGCCCAAUGAAAACUGGGACUAUCAACAUGGAAAAUCUAAUGGCGCUUCCAAAUAUCGCUAAUCACAAAAAGCAACGUAAGAAUUAUAUUGAUUUGUGUGGCAAGAUUGCUUGUGCCAGUAUCAAAUGUCUUGAAAAGUUUAAGGAUGUUGCUGUUCAUCAUAUAAAGCAUGCAUAUUCUGCUCAGGCAAGAAGGGGAACAGACACUAAAUUUGUUGGAAUGAUUUAUACAAACUCAAAUGAAUCAGCAGAGAUGGAGGAAAUAAUGAAGGAAAUUCACUCAAAGUAUGUCCCUUGCAAUGAUGGGAAAUGCAGUUCGCUUGCAACUGUUGGUGAUCAAGGAACUGUUGAAAGAGGAGUGAAUGUUUUGCUACAGUUGAGUAAUGGCUUUGACGAAGUUGAAUGGCUUGAUGGCUUACAGUUGGAAGUUGGAGAUUUUCAUGCAGGAAUGAAGUUUUUGCAAUUUGGAUAUGACCAAUUCUAUAAUGCAAAAUCAGUGAUGGACAAGUGCACAAUCUUUAGUGAUAGAACUCUUGUAAACCGCCGAAAUGUUGUCACUGAUGUGUCAAAGCGCUUUGAUGCAAAUAAGAAGUUUCUUUUGCUUGAAGUCCAUGCAAGGAUUGUUGCUGCAUUUUUAGUGAUUCUUGGCAUAAAGGAUAUAGAAGAGCAACCAUCAGAGGGGAUCUUACCAAAGUAUAUUUGUAGCAAAUCCAAAAAGAGAGAAUAUUUCCAUGGAUUAUGCAGCAGGGUUGCAGAUGAAUAUGUAUUGAAUGCCGAUAAAAAUGGAGAUCUCUUGAAAAAACAAGCAUACUCAGAUUGGCUCAAAUCAGUGAAUCCCAAAACACAAGAUGGCCGCUUUGCUUGUAGAGAAGUGGGUUGUAGCAAGGCUUUUACUUUUGACGGCAAGGCAAGAUUAAAUAAUGAAAAAUCACAUCGCCUACAUAAAGGAAAAGAUGAAAUUGAAAAAAAGAACAGUGAUAUUGAUGCUAUGUUUAACUACCAAAGAUCACUUUUCGAUUUUGGUGCUAUUGUUCUAAACUUCUACGAUGCCAUUUCAGAGGGAGAUGGUGCACGACUUGUAAGGUGCUGGAAAUUUAUGCUCCCAUAUUUGAAAGCUGAUGGUCCGAAGAGUCGAAAGUAUGCUCUUGAAGCACUUUACCUCAUCAUUCAAGUUGAGGCUUUUCUUUCCCAGAAGGAUGCUCAUAGAUUGAUCUGGAAUAGAUUCCACAAAUCCAUAGAGAGUUGUGGUAGCAAUAUACCCAUGGAUUUGAUGAUAGAGCACAACAAGAAUUUCAUGAAGAAUGCAAUAAGGUCCUUGGGACCAAACAGCACAAAUAAAAAAGCAGUUGAUCGGAUUGCAAAAGCUGUGACAGUAACAAAAAAAUUAGUGGACAACUUGACCGUAGGUGUGAUAUCUAUAAAGGGUCAGGUAAGCACACUGAAACAUCAGCAAAGAAGGACUUAAAGAACAUUGUUCAAAACCUUAUGACAAGUGGUAGAGCUACAAGGUAUUUGAUGGAAUGCAAGAAUCUCUUCUAGAAGACUUUGAUUUGCAUGGUAUGUAUGCUUGGAUAAUGAAUGCAGCACAAAAAGAAGAUCAUGAUGAACAGGGCAAGAAGAUGACUUUGAAUGCAUCACAAAGCAUAAUUGUGUAGCUUCAGAAAUAUAACUUUCUUAAAAUACAACCAAAAUACAGUGGCGUAGCUAGCCAAAUAGCAGUGGUCAUGCCCUCCCUCAAAUUUGAAAAAAUAUGGGUGUGGUCAUAUUCUGCCACGCCCAAUUUUUUCAGUUGAUGAGUUCCUUUGGGAAAUUUUAAUUUUAAGGCUUGCAACUUAUAAAAUUUUUUUUGAUGAACCUUUGGAAGGAGCUUUUCUUAUUAUCUUGUUACACCAUAAAAUGACCUUUGUGUCUUAUAGCUGUGACACUGUUUUGGUUUGUUGGUAAUUUAUACAGACAGAGUUCUGACAAUUUCAAAACAGAACUGUACAAAAGACAUUAGAAAACAUUAGUUUAGUAUAGUAGAUAAAUUAAGCUUAAACAAAUUGUGUUAUUCUCCUAAUUUCUUUCAAUUUGCAGGCUGAAAUACAUUUGUAAAGUUUAGAGAUAAGCUAAAAUUUGUAAAUAAAACAAUAAAUCACAUGAAACUGAAUGGGAGCUUUUUGGUCAUAUUUUUCACAAAUAGUCUUAUUAUCAAUCUAUUGAAGGUAAUUUAAAGCCAUCACGAGUAACUACCAACCCGAAUAGAACUGAUAGAUGAAUAAAACAAAUGGGCAAAGGAAUAUGCAAUGUAAAUAUUGAUAUGAAAUAUAGGAAGCUAAAAUAAUGGAUAGGCCUAGUUGCAAAAUGUUUCCUGCAAAGUUAAGACUUAAUAGAAAAAUACCUUGCAAAAUAAGUUUAGCUUGAUAAAAACAUUUAUGUUUCCACAUAUACUUGUGGUAAACAUCCACAUGAUUGGAUUUCCUUACUAAAUCUAGCAAACAAGGGUUUUAAAUGAAAUAAUUUGAUCUUGUAAAUUUUCAAAUACAUGAAAAGUUAUAAAGAAAUAAAACUGUUUAACUAACAAGAUCAGUAACAUGCUUGACUUGUCGCUGGUCAUCUUAUUUAAA
Messenger RNA from Rhopilema esculentum, 4235 nucleotides. The record is from RefSeq and is a predicted model, not a curated record. NCBI's taxonomy places the organism in Eukaryota, Metazoa, Cnidaria, Scyphozoa, Rhizostomeae, Rhizostomatidae.